AUGGUUAUGAGCGUCGUUAUAUUGCCUGUUGGCUACCGUCUUCCUUACCUGAUUGAGGGAUGGGAUGGAGUGCAAGGGGGUGUGGGAAAGGAAGAACUGCAAGUUUCUUUGGACGUCAUCAUAUUGACGUUGGAAGUUGCUAUACCAUGGAGCGUCAUAGCUUGUCAUGGGAUGGUCAUGCAAAAGCGCAUGCGAAGAGCAAGGAUUGAUGCAAAGAGCGGUGGUAAAAUGAGCGGUAGCAGGGAACAGGCAAGAGCGACCGAGUGGCCCCGUGACUGCGCGCAGUUCUACGCCGACUCGACGACUUCCUCUGCUUUCGUCUUCGCUUUCCUCCUUCCUCGACGCUUCAACUGCCGCUGGGUCACCAGCUACCACAUUGCCAGAGUCAAUAGUAUCAGUGGCACUCCCAGCACAACGACUAUCCAGGACUGGCGUGAAAUCGAAAACUUCCCUCCGUUUCCCGAGUCGAAUUACAAGAGAUUCACACCAAGCACUGUCUUUUAG
Molecule: messenger RNA, 504 nt
Organism: Aspergillus heteromorphus CBS 117.55
Lineage: Eukaryota; Fungi; Ascomycota; Eurotiomycetes; Eurotiales; Aspergillaceae
Exons: 3
Coding region: 1-504 (167 amino acids)
Source: RefSeq, a predicted model, not a curated record